Chenopodium quinoa (quinoa) is the source of this 1535-nucleotide messenger RNA. Its product is annotated as lipoyl synthase, mitochondrial-like. The record is from RefSeq and is a predicted model, not a curated record. Gene Ontology annotation, molecular function: 4 iron, 4 sulfur cluster binding; lipoate synthase activity. Gene Ontology annotation, biological process: lipoate biosynthetic process. The transcript is spliced from 4 exons. Gene Ontology annotation, cellular component: mitochondrion. Lineage: Eukaryota; Viridiplantae; Streptophyta; Magnoliopsida; Caryophyllales; Amaranthaceae. Bases 145 to 1299 code for a protein of 384 amino acids.
ACCGGUAAAUCCUAUCUAACCUCACCGAACCCGAUCCGAACACACGAAUUGACACCUAAGAAUUAAAUAAGGUAGUUUAAAGGCAGGAAAAACAAAACCGAGAAACGGGAGGAAAAACAAAGAAAACCGGGGAGAAAAAGAAAAAUGUAUCCUCGGCUAACUCCCAUCCUCCGCCAUCUGAACCACCGCAACAACCCACAGUCAAUCAACUCUCUCCUCCAACUCCGCCCUAAAUCCACUCUCUCUCCUCCCGAACCCCAAUCCAAAACCCUAGAAUUACUCCGACGUCGAUUAGCCGACGAAUCUCCAACCCUAGACGAGUUCAUCCGAUUGCAGCGUAACGAAGAGUAUUCCGUCGAAGUUGGGACGAAGAAGAAGCCUCUUCCUAAACCCAAAUGGAUGAAGGAAUCGAUUCCUGGAGGUGAUAAGUAUACCAAGAUUAAGAAGAAAUUGAGGGAUUUGAAUUUGCACACUGUUUGUGAAGAAGCUCGUUGCCCUAAUUUAGGGGAAUGUUGGUCUGGUGGUGAGACUGGGACUGCUACUGCUACUAUUAUGAUCUUGGGUGAUACUUGUACUCGCGGUUGUAGGUUCUGUAAUGUCAAGACUUCCAGAACUCCUCCCCCACCAGAUCCAAAUGAACCAACUAACGUCGCUGAGGCUAUUGCAUCCUGGGGCCUUGAUUAUGUAGUAAUUACAAGUGUUGACCGAGAUGAUUUACCUGAUCAGGGUAGUGGCCACUUUGCUGAGACUGUGCAGAAAUUGAAGACUUUAAAGCCCUCUAUGCUGAUAGAGGCUCUUGUUCCUGAUUUCCGCGGGGACCCUGCCUGUGUUGAGAAAGUUUCUGUAUCUGGGCUAGAUGUGUUUGCUCACAAUAUUGAGACAGUGGAAGAACUUCAGAGUGUUGUUAGAGAUCGACGUGCUAACUUUAAGCAAUCUAUAGAUGUUCUUAAGUUGGCUAAAGAAUACGCUCCUGCUGGCACCCUAACUAAGACAUCGGUAAUGUUGGGUUGUGGUGAGACACCUGACCAAGUGGUGAGUACUAUGGAAAAGGUGAGAGCAGCUGGUGUUGAUGUGAUGACCUUCGGUCAGUAUAUGAGACCGACAAAGCGCCACAUGCCAGUGUCGGAGUAUAUAACUCCAGAAGCUUUUGAUAAAUAUAGAGUACUUGGAAUGGAGAUGGGAUUUCGGUAUGUGGCAUCUGGUCCCAUGGUGCGAUCUUCAUACAAAGCUGGUGAGUACUACAUCAAGUCAAUGAUAGAUGCAGAUCGAGCAACCUCAGCUUCUGCUGCAUCCAGUUAGCUCCUAAUUUCUUGGAGGUGAACAAUUCCGUGAUUCAAUGGCUGUUCAAUUGUUGCAUUUGAUUUCAUUGUAUAUUAAUUACUGUGAUUAUAAUUUUUGUUACCUGAUGAAUACUCUCUGAGAGCUCUAACCUCAUAAAGUCAUACGCAAAGCAAAAAAAAUUCUUCCUUUUGCUUGUUUGUAUAUUCAGCCAUGAUUCAUGAUAUUAUGCCUCUUCGUUUUCCAGAUUCCUUCCA